AUGACUGUUACACAAUUCAAUGGGCCCAAUAGAAAAUUCUCUGUGCGCUUCAAUUCCACCUUGAACUUGCCUGGAUCAUCAAUUCACGGCUCCGACGAUGAUUCUGCUAGUGAACAGCAUUGUAAACACUUGAUACCAAGUCCAGCCUCGAGCGCAACUGGAAACACUUUACUUGUGGAUGAUUCCAAUUUGAAUACGGUAUCCUGGAACUCUGAUUGGCAACAACCUACACUCAUGAUUUCAAUGUUGUCAAUUGGAUUUCUUCUAUCAAUCGGGCAUCAUGUCUUUUACAACUCCUUAGACGGCACUAUCGCGGGUGAUUUGGCGAGACAAGCAUGGUCAUUGCAAGUGGGUGCGGCAUUUGCAUUCCUCGCCGUCAUAUGUUUUCGAGUCGCUAUAGUAGCUGCGCUAAAUCAAUUAAUCUGGAAAAUUGUGAAAGAUUCGGCUCUCACUAUGGGUACUGUUCUUCAUAUCAUUAUAAGCCUUCCGGGCCUCUUCAUGCUGACACAGUGGGAUUUACAGGUAGUCUAG
Botrytis porri is the source of this 531-nucleotide messenger RNA. RefSeq lists its product as uncharacterized. The record is from RefSeq and is a predicted model, not a curated record. The transcript has 3 exons. Bases 1 to 531 code for a protein of 176 amino acids. Lineage: Eukaryota; Fungi; Ascomycota; Leotiomycetes; Helotiales; Sclerotiniaceae.